Cavenderia fasciculata is the source of this 297-nucleotide messenger RNA. RefSeq names its product gamma-secretase subunit (gene psenen). The coding region runs from base 1 to 297 and encodes 98 amino acids. Gene Ontology annotation, cellular component: gamma-secretase complex. The transcript is spliced from 2 exons. Lineage: Eukaryota; Evosea; Eumycetozoa; Acytosteliales; Cavenderiaceae. The record is from RefSeq and is a predicted model, not a curated record.
AUGUUAGUUGAUGAAGAUGAUAAAUUAAAUGAUGACAAGAUGAGGAAUAUAGCAAAGAAGUUAUGGAUAAUAGGGUUCUUCUUUUUACCUUGGGUAUGGCUUAUCAAUAUACUAUUCUUCUUUCCUCAUAGAAAACAAUUAUCAACCGAUGUAUUUUGGUAUUUAAAAUACUCAUUAAUUGGAUUCUUUGUAUAUAGUACUAUAUUUAUGACAUGGAUGGGAAUAUAUCUUGUAAAUCGUAAUAAUUGGGGAGCUAGUGGAGACAACAUUUCAAUUGUAAUACCUUAUGGUUAUUAG